GGGGGCGGGGCCUCAGAGCGCGCCAGCCCCACCGCCCCGCCUCUCGGCCCCGCCCCCGGCCCUGCCCAAUCCUAGGCGCGGCGGGCUCGCGAGUCCAAGCCGGGAGAGCUAGGAAGCGUUCAGAAGCCAAGUCAUGGAUCCACCUGCCCGCAAAGAAAAAUCCAAAGUUAAAGAACCUGUCAGCAGAGUGGAGAAGGCCAAGCAGAAAUCAGCCCAGCAGGAGCUGAAGCAAAGACAAAGAGCAGAGAUCUAUGCCCUCAACCGAGUCAUGACAGAGCUGGAGCAGCAGCAGUUCGAUGAGUUCUGUAAACAGAUGCAGCCUCCCGGAGAGUGAGCCACCCGUGUCCAAACGACACGGCCCCCGGAGGCUGUGCUGGUCAGCUUGUUGCCAGUUUUAGGCUGAACCGGUCCACUUGGAACCUUACAGAACCAGACAAGACGACAUCUGGGUUCUUCCUAAAACUGGAUAAAUGUGAACUUCCUGUGUGUGACUCCUGCUUCACUGGUUACUCCCGUCUGAAUUGGCCCGAUGCUUGCUGAAGAGACUUGUUUUAUUCUUCUAAGACACUAGACCCUAGAUUUUUUUUUUAACUUUUUCUAUUGUUUGAGAAAAAAAUCAGUGUUUCUCGUGAAACUGUAGAUCUUCUCCAAAAAUAUAAAUAAAAGACUGAUAAAAUGUU
Messenger RNA from Leopardus geoffroyi (Geoffroy's cat), 680 nucleotides. RefSeq names its product small vasohibin binding protein (gene SVBP). Gene Ontology annotation, cellular component: apical part of cell. The transcript is spliced from 3 exons. The coding region runs from base 134 to 334 and encodes 66 amino acids. Gene Ontology annotation, biological process: negative regulation of protein ubiquitination; protein secretion. NCBI's taxonomy places the organism in Eukaryota, Metazoa, Chordata, Mammalia, Carnivora, Felidae. The record is from RefSeq and is a predicted model, not a curated record.